Messenger RNA from Vidua macroura (Pin-tailed whydah), 4106 nucleotides. RefSeq lists its product as uncharacterized. NCBI's taxonomy places the organism in Eukaryota, Metazoa, Chordata, Aves, Passeriformes, Viduidae. Bases 981 to 4106 code for a protein of 1041 amino acids. The transcript is spliced from 5 exons. The record is from RefSeq and is a predicted model, not a curated record.
CUGAAUCAAAUUAUUCGCCUCAAUUUAUCACAAUUUGGUGCCGUGACUCGGAUAAAGGAAAUCCGGGAGGGAGGCCCCACUAGGGUGAGGCGCCCCACCGCCUUUUGCGGUGGCCCUAAGGGGGGGCUUCCUCCUUGGGCCUUUACCGACGAACCUAAAACUCAGUAGCAAGCAAAGGUACCCCCGUUAAUCUUUGUGCACGAAGAACCGCGGAAGAGUGAACACGCAGGAAGCAAACGGCAGUCAGGACGGCCGAAAAGGGGUGGACUCACGCCAGCCGAGUGAAAGGCCCGGUUGCUACAAAUAACCAGUGGAGAGUGACUAGCCAGCCUGGGAACCUGAAAGUGACUCUUAAGAAAAACUAAUGAACUCUGUGGACAUUAUCCAGAUCAACCAAAAGGGGGAGCAAAAGGGAUACAAUUACAAACUAGCUGAAGACUCUAUAGUGAUUUGUAAUAGGAAAGUUGUGGAGAUUGUUAUUCUUUUGUGUGCUUUAGACUCUAUAGUGACUUGUAAUAGGAAAGUUGUGGAGAUUGUUAUUCUUUUGUGUGCUUUAGACUCUAUAGUGAUUUGUAACAAGGAAGGUUGUGGAGAUCGUUAUCCUUUUGUAAAAUUUGCCAAGAACGGUGGUGGGUCCAUUGCCAGAGGGGAAGACCACCAAUUGGGGUUUGUACUGAGUGCUAAAAACUCAGCAAAAACUAAUUGGAACUGUACUAAGGAUAGGAGAAUUGGAAAAUCGGUGGGUCAGUUUUGGAUCUGAGUGGUGGAAAAUAUUUACCAAGGGAAUAUACCCUGAGUAUUUUUGUUUACUAACGAGCCCACUCCAUUUGCUGCUCAGAUAAUAAAAGGGUGUUGUCAAAAGGAACUGAAGGGGAUUCCUUGCAACCCACUUCUGGUCAAAGAUAAGAACUGGGAACAGUACCAGGCUAGGCAGGAGCAGAAAAGGGGACGCUCAGGCGAGUCCUGCUGCUGCCGAGAAGAUGGUUUACCUCGCGGCUCGAAGCACCCGAGUCGGCGAGCGAGGCAGAGAGGAAAAGGCCAAGUCCCCUCUAAGUGGAACAAUGCUGAAAUGCUCCAACCACUGCCAGCCGAGUACUAGGCUCCCUCAAAGGACCAGUCUAAGUGCCUCCGAAACACCAAGGGAGCAGCAAGCCCAAAAGGGGAAAGCAGGAUGUUACAAAACAAAAACAAGGCUAGGACUCCACCCUUAUUGGCAAAUUAUUAGCUUUCUAUUGCUUUGUCCUAAUGGUGUUUCUGGUCAAGACAAUGCUGAAUGGCUGUGGUCCCAAGCCUUUACCCAAUACACUGGAUCUAUGGGAAGCCAGCCUGAUUUAGAAGGUUUAAAUUUAACAACUCUAGUCAUGCACGAUAACCAGAUAUAUACUAAACAGGAGUGGAGAAGACAAGAGGGGUGGUCACUUCAAGGAACCAUAGGAGAGGAAAUUAAGAUAGGGUGUCGAAUGAUUAACGGGACUACCUACAAUAAAGUUAUCCAAAUCAGUGUAGAUAAUCACAAGCAUUCGAAGGUAUGCAAUCAUCCAAGUGAACUAGACUGUUGGUAUAACUUCACAUUAAGACAAACUGUUGACGUGGUUUGCCUCUGGGCCCACAACACCAUUGGGUUGUCUUUCAAAUUUACAAUAAACGCCAUGGCUAAGCCUUUUACAAACCACUCCAGCAUUCAAGUACACACCAAAAAUAUACCAUUCAAUCUUGAACCCAAGGUUUAUGAAAUCGGCCCAUAUGUCAUAAGAAAUACGGGUCAACAAAAACUGCUCUUUAACCCAGAAUGGUCCCUUAAACGUGUUGAACUGUUAAUGCAAACUAAUAUCUCGGCAGUUCAGCCAGCCUGCUCUCCCUUCCUAAGGUCAUCCUUCGAAGGAUGGACAAAGUGGCUACAAAAACAAGUACAUCUCCGAGGUAGAAUGAGAAGGGAUUUAACCGGGAUGUUAGGAACCGGAUUGGGGGUUUUGAAUGGGAUCGACUCUGAGAUAUUAAUGAACAAAUUAGCUACAGCAACUAACGAUCUGACAAAGUUAAAACAGCCUUUACAGUCUUCUCUACUGGCACUAGGAGAUAAUCAGUGGCAAGUCUCAGAGGUACUGCCAAGAUGGAGAGAUAUUGAGGAUCACGACCAUGACUUAUUGGUAGACAUGUUACAAGUGGCACAAGAGAACAUAUCUUUAGCCCUUAGUUGUAUACAAGCACAAUUAUGGAUACAAUCAACAGCAGCUUUAAUCAUAAGAGAAGGAAGUGAGGGGGUGUUUCCAACUGAAGUACGAAGGGUCGUCUGGGACAAUGCCACAGACUUUGAGAGGAAUUCCCAAUCUUGGUGGACCUUGGUAAAUUUUACCUAUAAUCCCACCACUAACACUGCUACUGCCUUUGUGCUCACUAUACGGAAUGCCAUAAUUCACACUAUACACCCUAUUGUUGCCUUAGGAAUAAGUCAUGAAAAGUCAGUAUUAUACCCCUCAGAACAUAGGGUAUGGGCCUGGAAAAACCGAGGGAAAUGGCAAACCAUUAACCUAGAACCUUGCAUUGCUUGGGAACAGCAGGGAUUUAUCUGUGAGACUAAUUUAAUUAGCACUCAAGACGUAUGCCUUGACACUGACCAAGGCAUUUGCCACUUUGAAAUCCGCCCAGAUCCCAACCCACGAACUGUAUUAGUGUAUAUCGGUAAUGGCUGCGUGUGUUUAAGGACUGUGUGUGCUGUUAUAGAAAUUGAUAAGAACAAGGUCUCCUUAUUUACUAGAAAUCAUUCCAAUUUCUGUAUUUGCAACUUUAUCAAAGUUACUGGGUGUGACUUUAACUACUCAGCACCAGUUGUAUCCCACCAAUUAAUAAAAUCAAACUACACAACAUACAACAAAUUACCACCCACACCCAUUGGAAUGAAUUCAACCCUGGUUAAACAAUUAAUGAAACACCAAGAUCUAAUCAAAAUUAUAGAAGAAAUUCACAAGAAUGGGCAGAAAACUCUCGUGACUGUCCAUCAUGAUAUAACUGAAAUAAACAGAGUCCUGCAGAGAGUAAAAAAAGAUGCAAGUCAUAACUGGUGGGAUGCACUAUUCGGAUGGUCACCAACUGCAACUGGGAUCAUGAACACUUUAAGUCACCCCAUUAUAGUCUUACUAAUUCUAGUCGCUAUAAGUUUAAUAAUGUCCAUUUUAACACUCAUAUGGAAUUGGAGGAUGUUGCAACGUGUGGCUACUUUGACUUCACUCUUUAGAACUCAUGGAAUCUUGCCGAAAGAAAACUGUCCUGAGCGACCCAAAGAGAAGUCGAUUGAGCCGCCAAACUCGGUGGGACGCACCUCCCUCUCAAAAUCUCCCAGGGUCACAGAGACAAAUUCUUUAUCCCGGUUGAGUCCCCAAUUCGGGUAUCGCCUGGACGAGAAACAGCGGCUGGAGCGGCGGGACCGACUCUCGGCGGGGGAGACGUCCCCAGACCAGCAAUCGUCAUGGAGGCCAUCGCGAAGGUCGGAGGAAACGCAGGCAGCGCCGCCGCCCUACCGAACUGAACAUGGCACUGGCGACCAAGGGGAUGGGUGGGGCGCAGAUGCUCUUGGCGGGAAGAGCCUGGAGUUGCGGGUUUUUGCUAAUGUGCAUCCGCGGGAAAAAGAGGAGGAGGAAGGGAGAGAGCGCAUGCUCAGUCCAGGGCCACGGAUUUCCGCAAACGCGCGUGCGCGGGAGAGCGGCAGAGAGCACAUGCCCAAUCGGGAGCCGCGCUCAAUGCUGCUACCAUUUAAGGGAGAGACCCCCCCCUGCGGGAGACAGGGCAAGCCCAGGGGGCAGGAGUGGCACCACCCCCGAAGGGAGAGGCGGGGCCGGAGCCACACAAAAAGGCACCAAAGCCCGGAAGCACGCUGGCAUUCGACGUCUGGCUCUGAGUCCAGCAACAGCAGCUCCGCCAGCUCGGGAGAGCUGGCAGAAGCCGACUGGGACUCAGAAACGGAGAGAGCGGAGCUAACGCGGUUUAAAACAAAAACGAAUAAAGCUUUAAGCCACACCGAAAGGCAAUUACAAUAUGAACCAGCCCAGUUUACCGACUGGGGAAAAAUAAAAAUAGCUUGUGCUGAAUGGGCCCCCUCGGCCGCAGUUUAA